This is a messenger RNA of Melitaea cinxia (Glanville fritillary), 906 nucleotides long. RefSeq lists its product as uncharacterized. Lineage: Eukaryota; Metazoa; Arthropoda; Insecta; Lepidoptera; Nymphalidae. The record is from RefSeq and is a predicted model, not a curated record. Bases 1 to 906 code for a protein of 301 amino acids. The transcript has 6 exons.
AUGGAAUUAUUACUGAUAAAAUUCAAUAGCCUUGCAUCCAUUUCAGCUGUGACAUCAGCGCACAAAAUCACUCAACUAAAAGUCCCACUGUACGCCGACCCCCGACGAGCGGCUGAGCUCAGCUGUCACUUCGAAAUGGACGAUCAGAAGCUACACUCUGUCAAAUGGUACAGAGAUGUCCACGAAAUAUUUAGAUACAAUCCAUCACAGAAGCCGCCCAUUCGUCUCUUCAACAUAACGGGAAUAAUGGUACAAGGUGGAGAUUGUCAGAAAGACUCUUGCAUGGUACGAGUGAUGCCUCCACCAAUUGCUACACGUGCAGCAUACAGCUGCGAAGUGUCCACAGAAGGUCCUAAGUUCCAAAUAGCGAGGCAAACUAAACAUAUGACGGUUGUCGCUAUGCCGGACAAGGAUCCUGUUAUAACUGGAGCACCUAAAUUAGUGAAACCUGGAGAGCAAAUACUCCUCAACUGCACAUCCGAUUUCUCCCUACCGCCGUCUGAUAUUAAUUGGUAUAUAGACAAUGAAAUAGCAAAGACUGACGCGUGGCAGCGUAGAGAAUUAAGCGCACCUCAGCUGGGGGGUCUACGAGCGUCAUGGCGAGUGCUACGCGUCUCCGUACCGCCUACAGCGAGCGGCGCUCUACGAGUGCGCUGCGAAGCUGUACUACCCGUAGAACCGCCGGUAGUUCGAGACGCAAUUACUACUAUAACUGUGUAUUCACGUACGCAGUUGUCAAAGUAUGUCGCUAAUAGAGGUACGUGGCUUGUGUACACACAUCGAAUACAAAGCAAGUGGUAUGAUCGUUUUGAUCUGGACUUUCAAAGAAAUGUCAAGGUUUUUGAGCUUAUGAGGCUUGAUUUAAAGUACUUUCUGAGUGAUACUAGUUUAAGUGUAGAUAAAUGA